UGACAUCAAACAUGGCGGAUGAUGGAGAGUCGCUGGAGUCCUGGCUCAACAAAGCCACUAACCCUUCCAACAGAGAGGAAGACUGGGAGUAUAUAAUGGGAUUCUGUGACAAAAUCAAUAAGGAGCUAGAAGGCCCUCAAAUAUCCGUUAGACUGUUGGCUCACAAGAUUCAGUCCCCACAGGAAUGGGAGGCGAUACAAGCAUUAAUGGUCCUUGAGGCUUGUAUGAAGAACUGUGGGCAAAGGUUUCACAGUGAAGUUGGGAAAUUUAGGUUUUUAAAUGAAUUAAUUAAGGUGGUUUCACCCAAAUAUCUAGGAGACAAAGUGUCGGAAAAGGUGAAGUCCAAAGUUAUUGAGGUGCUCUACAGUUGGACUGUGUCUCUACCAGAUGAAACAAAGAUCUGUGAAGCAUAUCAGAUGCUGAAGUCUCAGGGUAUCGUCUUGGUUAACCCAGAAAUUCCUCUUGAUGUUGCAUUAGUACCAUCACCCUCUCCAAGAACCAAGAAUCCUGUGUUUGAUGAUGAGAAGAGAAGUAAGAGGUUAGCAGAGCUACUCAAGAGCAAAAAGCCUGAAGAUCUGCAAGAGGCCAAUCGGCUCAUCAAGAACAUGGUCAAGGAGGAUGAAGUGAGAACACAGAAAGUGAGAAAACAAAAAAGCACACUGGAGGCAGUCAACAACAGUGUCAAACUCCUCAAUGAGAUGCUUGCUCACUUCAGCCCAGAUGACUCCACUGACAGUGACAAAGAGCUUAUCGGGGAGCUGUAUAAUGAUUGUGACAAACUUCGACAGACAGUAGCCCAGCUUGCUACUGAGUCUGAGGACAAUGACAGCAGCUUGGGGGACAUCCUGCAGGCCAGUGAUGACCUCUCCCAUGUCAUUAAUUCCUAUAAGAAGAUUGUGAAAGGACAGAACAUCAAUGGAGAGACCGAAGCAGCACAACAAACAUCAGGCAAACAAGGCUCCGGCAGCACAAACCAGUCAGAGAUUUUGAUUGAUCUGGUGGGUUUGGGUUUACAGAGCCCCUCUACACCAGAGAAUCAGCCUCUGGCAUCUUCUGUGGCAUUUCCUACUGAUCUGUUGUCUGGGUCUGCUGCUGCUGAAGCUCAGUCCCCGAGCCCCAGUGCAAUCUCUGGAGCCCUCUCUCUACUGGAUGAAGAGCUAUUAUUCUUAGGCCUCAAUGAUCCUGUGGAGAAUACAGCACAUGCACAGCAGAGCAAGUCUCUGUCAUCCUUUCAGGAUCCCAGUCAGGAUCUUUUUGACACUUCUCUGCCUUCGGGUCCCACAUCUACAUAUUCACUUUGUCCAGAUGCCCUCUCUUCAAGUGUAGCCCCAUUUAGCCCCAACAAGUCCUCUUCAGCUGCCUCUGCUUUAAGCUUCUCUAAGCCAGUGUUGCAGACAUCUCCAGUUUUUACAGAAUCUUUUGCAACAACAUCAGUCAUGUUUCUACAGCCACUCACCUCAGGCCAGACUCUUCUUCCCCAGUCACUCAGCAUGACAUUACCUCCUCCCUCAGCGAUGCACGUCUCCACUUCACUGACAGCCCCUCAUUCGCUUUCAUCCUCAGUCAGUGAAAUUCUACAGGAUCUUUCCUUGCUGGAUCUCAGCAGUCCAAAAAAUGCAGCUGGUGUGUUGGACUUUGGUAGCCCACUGGUCAAGAGUGAGGAUUUGCACACUCCUGCUACCAUGUCUUUAAGUCCUGGUAUCUCCUCCACCACAUCCACCUCACUCCUUAUGGGACAGAUGCAAGGAAGCUCCAACCCCCCGUCAGUCAAGAGUCAGGAAGAUGACUGUCCUCUGCUACACUCUGAUUCUCCCAUGCACCCUGUGACCCAUGCCAGUCCAGGCAGCGGACAGGACAUGUCCCUGGCUAAUGUCUUUGUUCCUUUGGAUGCCAUUAGGCCAAGUAAUGUGUGUCCAGUGACAGCAUAUGACAAAAAUGGUGUCCGUGUUCUGCUGCAUUUUGCCAGUGAUUGUCCACCAGGCAGGCCUGAUGUAUUGGUGAUGGUGACGUCCAUGCUAAACACAGCCCCACAGCCUGUCAGAAGCAUUGUUCUACAGGCGGCUGUACCCAAGACAAUGAAAGUGAGACUGCAGCCACCCUCAGGGACAGAGCUGGCUCCUUUUAACCCAAUCCUUCCCCCAGCUGCCAUCACUCAGGUCAUAUUGCUUGCCAAUCCUCUCAAGGAGAAGGUCCGGAUGAGAUACAAACUGACGUUCACAUUGGGAGAGCAGCCACUCACAGAGGUUUGGGAGGUGAACGAGUUUCCCCCUGCUGACAGAUGGGGCGCUCUUUAGCCCCGUCUUCUCCUGUAUGACGACCAGACAACAAUACAGACAAUACAGAUCUGGUAUUAACAUCCAUCCUAAGUGACCCAAUGACAAGUAGACAGUGCUAAGUACAGGUCUGAACACACCAAAUGUGUCCCGAAUAUGACCUUGGAUCCUGCUGGUGGUUUAGGGACGCAUGUGGUCAAAUUCCAGAGCAUGCAUGAACGCAAAAAAUGUCUGCAGAACACAUUCAAGCUCUUCCUGGCUGCAGAUGCACAGUAUUAUUACACUUCUCAGGACUCAGUCAUUGAUGGACUUAUGUAUAGCCAUCACUGCAGGAUUAACACACUUGGUAACACAAAAAGGUGAUCAAAACAAUUUCUUUUUUAUAAUGGUUCAAAUCUUAUUUCAUGUUACAGAUGCCUAAGCAUCACACCUCCCAACUCUGUUUCUGUCUGUCACUCGCGCAAACACACACAUGCAGACCCACACUGACACACAAACACAUUAUCAACAUGAAAUGAAACAUCAUUUUGUUAGUGACAACAGCAAAUAUGUCAGCCUGCAGAUAGGAAAACCCAUCACAAUUGCUCACAGAUUUUUUUCAGAAUGAUUUUCAAUGCCAGGUUUGAACAGUUGUACUUAAUGCUGUCCACUUAAUGGAUCUCUGAUGAAUUUCAAUACCAGGUCUGCUCUGAAAUGGGCCUUCAAGACUCGCUCAUCAAAUCAGCUCAGAAGUCAAAUGAAAGUUAAAUUGGAAGGGUGUUUUUAAAUUGGACUUCAAUUAGGUUUUUUUUCUGUCUGAGCUUUUCUCACUGAACGAGCCAAAGUCCUGUAGCAUCCAUCUUACAAUCAAACUUAACUAUAAUGCCAGAGGAAGACGUGUAGUUCUGCAAUAACAAAUGGUAUUAACCAGGUGAACAUGCACAAUGGUUCGGCGUGAAAAUAUUGCCAAGCUAUUAUAAAGUUUGGUCACUAUAUACAAUAUACAUUUUUUGCUUUCAUUUUCCUGUUGAUGUGUUCUCCAGCCCCUCAGUCAUAUCACAUAGAAGAAGAAUAUUUGCACUGUUGGAUGCCAGACAGUCUUAACACAGAUCAAAAACACAUUGAAGGAGAUUAUUAAAACACCCUGCAUUGCCCAUGAUUUGCUGCUUCCACGAUGGCUCACAAUUACUACUGAAUACUUUGAGUUUUCUCCUGAGUUAUGUAUGAAGUCAAAGCUCCAGCUCUAUGUUUUCUGUUUGCUUUCAGUAUUUAUUGUAAUAAAUGUAAUAUUUAUUUUGGUUUGGGGAAGAAUAUAAAAGAUCUUACUGUAUGAUAUCGUGAUCGACAACAUUAUUCCUCCUGCAUACUCUUUCUCGUUUGCUACAUGAUGCAGUAAAAGUGGAAUCGACUUUGGAUAGUGUUUCGUCAUUAAUAGAUAAAAAUGUCUAUUGUCGUAGAUAAAAUGUCAGCCUUUCACCAGAGAUAUUAUUCUCAUUUUUCUUGGCAGACAUUGGCUUUUAAGUACCUCUGAUAUUUAUCCCAUUGGAGAUGGGAAGUACAUUGUUUAAAGUAAUUAAAAUGCAAUGUAUAGCUUUGCCUGUACUAUAAAUGUUUGUGUGAGGGUUUCCUAGCUACCUAUAUUAUUAUUAAUUUGAGUAUGCUUUGGUAAAAUACAUGAAUUGUAUGAAGUUGGUGGUGGUAAAUUUAAAGAUUUAGGCUUACUCUGCAUUCAUCUAACAUUGUGUGCUUUUUGUCUAAUUGGGGCUAUGAGUGCUAUAAAGGAAGUUCUCUUCAUAUUUCUUAUAAAAGUAUUUAUUUGUCAUAGAUUGUUAAAUGAACUUUUUGAAAAGCUAUUUCUGUGCAUGGGAAAAUAAAGAAAAAGAUGAGUCUAUUUGUA
Messenger RNA from Solea senegalensis (Senegalese sole), 4149 nucleotides. RefSeq names its product golgi associated, gamma adaptin ear containing, ARF binding protein 3a (gene gga3a). The transcript has 17 exons. Gene Ontology annotation, biological process: vesicle-mediated transport; intracellular protein transport. Gene Ontology annotation, molecular function: small GTPase binding; phosphatidylinositol binding; ubiquitin binding. Gene Ontology annotation, cellular component: trans-Golgi network. Lineage: Eukaryota; Metazoa; Chordata; Actinopteri; Pleuronectiformes; Soleidae. The record is from RefSeq and is a predicted model, not a curated record. Bases 12 to 2294 code for a protein of 760 amino acids.